UGUAAACAAGAAGUGUUCGCGAUCAGGAACAACUAAGUGUCAAGGGGUCCGGGUUAGUGUGUGUUUAACAUGGAGGUGGUGGAGAGUUUGUUGAAGACAUUUACUGUGGAAGCCAGUGGCCUUUCUGUGUCUCUGGGCCUCUUUCUGCUCUUUCUGGGUCUUCUUUACUGGUAUUCAGUGCACCCCUACUCUGUGUUGUCGCGACAUGGCAUUAAACACCCCAAACCUAUGCCGUUCUUCGGGAACCUGAUGCUUUUUCGACGGGGCUUUUUUGAGGCUCAUGCAGACCUGAUUAACAAGUAUGGGAAAGUAUGCGGUUAUUAUCUUGGCAGAAGGGCAGUGAUCGUGGUGGCUGACCCAGACAUGCUUAGACAGAUUAUGGUAAAGGAGUUCAACAACUUCCCCAACAGAAUGAAAUUCGGAGCUGCCACCAAGCCCAUGAGUGAGUCUCUGCUUAUGCUGAGGAAUGAGAAAUGGAAACGAGUGAGAAGUAUCCUCACGCCAUCUUUCAGUGCCGCCAAGAUGAAGGAGAUGGUUCCUCUGAUCAAUACAGCCACUGACACUUUAUUGAACAACCUGACAGCGUACGCUGAAUCUGGAGAAAGCUUUGACAUUCACAGGUGUUUUGGCUGCUUCACCAUGGACGUGAUCGCAAGUGUGGCCUUUGGAACUCAGGUCGACUCUCAGAAUGACCCUAAUGACCCCUUCGUCCAUCACGCCCAGAAGUUCUUCACUUUCUCCUUCUUCAGACCAAUCCUGUUGUUCUUCAUGGCUUUUCCUUUCCUAAUUGGCCCUCUGGCUGGCAUCAUUCCCAACAAAAGGAGGGAUGAGAUGAAUGGUUUUUUCAUCAACUGCAUCCAGAAGAUCAUCAAACAGAGAGAUGAGCUGCCAGUCGAGCAGAGACGGCGCGACUUCCUGCAGCUGAUGCUGGAGGCGAGGAGCAGCAAAGAGCUGGUGUCGCUGGAACACUUCGACGUGGUCAACCACGCCGACGAACAGGCCUACGGCCAGCAGGGCUCCGCGCACGCGGCCGACGGACAGGAGAACGGGGCGGCGGGAGAGUCGCCCAAACGCGGGCCGCAGAAGAGGAUGAUGACGGAGGACGAGAUCGUGGGGCAGGCGUUCCUCUUCCUCCUGGCGGGGUACGAGACCAGCAGCAACACGCUGGCCUUCGUCUGUUACCUGUUGGCCGUUCACCCGGAGUGCCAGGAAAAAGUGCAAAGAGAGGUGGACGACUUCUACGCCAGACACGAAUCUCCAGAUUACAACAACGUUCAGGAAUUGAAAUAUUUAGACAUGGUAGUCUCUGAAGCCCUGCGUCUGUACCCCCCAGGAUUUAGGUUUGCGAGAGAAGUCGAGCAUGACUGUGUUAUAAACGGGCAGUUUCUGCCUAAAGGAAUGAUUCUGGAGAUCCCAGCAGGCUAUCUACACUACGACCCACAACACUGGCCCGACCCAGAGAAGUUCAUUCCGGAGAGGUUCACAGCAGAAGCCAAGGCCAACCGACACCCCUUUGUGUAUCUGCCCUUUGGGGCAGGUCCUCGCAGCUGUGUUGGCAUGAGACUAGCUCUGCUCGAGAUCAAAAUGUCUCUCGUCAAAGUGUUUCAGAGAUUCAGUAUCGUGGCCUGUGAGGAUACAAAGGUUCCUCUGGAACUGAAAUCUAACACCACACUGGGGCCCAAGAGCGGCAUAUUUGUCAAGAUUGUCAAGAGAGAGACCUCAGUGGAACCUCAGAACCAGUAACAGAAGAGACAAUAAUGUCUAGGCGUUAGAGAUCAAACACACUCUGCUUUGAUAUUUUUUUUCCACUGAUUAAACAUCUACAGUUCAAUAGCUGUGUAAUUAAGAAAACAUAUCUACUUCUUUGAUUCCAGUAGUGGAGGGCUGUGGAUACAUGAAGGGUAAUCUUCCAAUGGAAGUGCAGAAUUAUUUUUUUGUACCUAGUCUUAAAUGGUAAAAGGCUCAUGACAGGUGAAAUGAUACUAAGAUCAUCCAUCGUUCUUAUGGACCACGGACGAGGUCUUGCUCUCUACACCCAUUGCUGGCAAUGACACGUGAAUUGGUUAAACUCAGAAAUUAGUUAAAACGCUGAUGGAUGAAUACAAACAGCAGAGUGAAUGGAUUUGGAUUGAGAAUCUGAAGCUCCGUAUUAAGUGGGUGGUCUUGUUAUUCAGCUAGUAAUGGUUCAGACUGAUACUGGAAUGAUUAAACCUAUAGAUAGACAUGCUCUCUUUGCACUGGAUUGCAAGAGUUUUCAUUACUGGAUCUUAACUUGAUUGGUUUUUUUUAUCCCACUAAUGUGAUCAUCCUGUAUUAUCUAAUCAUCUGUAUGUGAUUUCAGUUUGGUGUGAUAUUACUUAGCGCAUGCAGUACGCCAAGCUGUGAAUGAUCCAGAAAUAUCCAUAAGAGAGCCUGCUGUGGGUCACCUCAAGCUGUUGCCAGAGCUGAACUUGUUAUAAACAAAUUAGGACAGGCACAUAUCAUAAUCAGGUUGGGAGAAAGUUAUCUUUCAAAGUUGGACAAUAAAACUCACCCAAGCUUCCUGGUUCUAUUUCCUUGUCUCAUGAAUGCGUUGAUAAGGUACAGCCCAGAGUACAAAUGCAUUAAGAGUGAAGUUCACAAUGUUACUGUAUAAGACAGCGGUCAAACCCAUUGUUACUGUUCUUUUGCACUGCUCAUUAUGCACAAUGAUUGUGAUUAUACGAUGGAGGACUGUAUUCUACGCAAAACUAACAGUGUCCUUUGUAAUCUAAUAAUGCCUUACUAAAUGCUCUUAACAUGGAAAUUAAGUAAAUAAAUAAAUUUCAGUGGG
Molecule: messenger RNA, 2812 nt
Organism: Chanos chanos (milkfish)
Lineage: Eukaryota; Metazoa; Chordata; Actinopteri; Gonorynchiformes; Chanidae
Gene: tbxas1
Product: thromboxane A synthase 1 (platelet)
Exons: 14
Coding region: 70-1743 (557 amino acids)
Molecular function (GO): iron ion binding; heme binding; steroid hydroxylase activity
Source: RefSeq, a predicted model, not a curated record